This is a messenger RNA of Aspergillus sclerotioniger CBS 115572, 3273 nucleotides long. RefSeq names its product putative nicotinamide nucleotide transhydrogenase. Gene Ontology annotation, molecular function: NAD binding; NADP binding. The record is from RefSeq and is a predicted model, not a curated record. Bases 1 to 3273 code for a protein of 1090 amino acids. NCBI's taxonomy places the organism in Eukaryota, Fungi, Ascomycota, Eurotiomycetes, Eurotiales, Aspergillaceae. Gene Ontology annotation, biological process: NADPH regeneration; proton transmembrane transport. Gene Ontology annotation, cellular component: mitochondrial inner membrane. The transcript is spliced from 19 exons.
AUGAGUGUUCCGCUGUCUCUGCGCUUGGCCUUGGGGCCAUGCCGAGAAGCUCCCAGCGCCUAUCCUAGGACCUCAUGUGCUAUGGUCAAGACCUCUUUGGUGCAACUACGAUGCGUUCCCUUGUUAGCCAUCCGACGAAACCACCUUGGGCAGCUGUCGUAUUCAAAGGCGUCUCAGACCUCCAGAAAAUAUGCGACUGCCGCAACUGCGCCACCUGUUCCAGUCGUACCUUUUUCCUCCUUGACCGUGGGCGUACCUCGUGAGACCUAUCCAAACGAGCGUCGUGUUGCCUUGACACCGCAGAAUGUUGCCCUGUUGCUCAAAAAAGGAUUCUCGCGCGUCCUGAUCGAACGCGGCGCUGGAGAGGAGGCUCAGUUAUACGAUCAAGUAUACGAGCAAGCAGGGGCAACGCUAGUCGACCGGGAUGUCAUCUGGUCCCAGAGUAACAUCGUGUUGAAAGUUCGCAGUCCUCGACAGGAAGGUCCUAUCGAUGAGAUCGGAGCACUUCGUCAGGGAAGCACAAUUAUUUCAUUCCUCUAUCCGGCACAGAAUAGACCAUUGGUUGAGCAACUCGCCUCACGUGGUGUCACAGCUUUUGCUAUGGACUUGAUACCAAGAAUAUCUCGUGCGCAAACAUACGAUGCUCUGAGUUCUAUGGCCAACAUUGCUGGGUAUAAAGCUGUCUUAGAAGCAUCAAAUCAUUUCGGCCGAUUUCUGACAGGCCAAGUUACUGCCGCUGGAAAGAUCCCUCCUAGCAAAGUUCUAGUCAUUGGAGCUGGCGUGGCUGGCCUAAGUGCAAUUGCAUCAGCCCGUCGCUUGGGAGCUAUCGUUCGAGGAUUUGAUACCCGCUCUGCUGCGCGCGAACAAGUUCAAUCUCUAGGUGCAGAGUUUAUCGAGGUGGAUAUCCAAGAAGAAGGCUCGGGUCAGGGUGGGUAUGCCAAAGAAAUGUCGAAGGAGUUUAUUGAAGCAGAGAUGAAGCUCUUCAUGGAACAGUGUCGGGAAGUGGAUAUCAUUAUCACCACGGCUCUCAUUCCAGGGAAGUCUGCACCCAAACUCAUUACCAAAGAGAUGGUCACUGCUAUGAAGCCGGGAUCCGUCAUUGUUGACCUUGCGGCAGAAGCGGGUGGAAACUGCGAAGCAACUGUUCCUGGACAAUUGACCAAGUUUCAAGAUGUCACUAUUAUUGGAUAUACUGAUCUUCCGUCCCGCCUGCCAACCCAAUCCUCUACGCUGUACUCCAAUAACAUCACCAAGUACCUUUUGUCCAUGACCCCACAGGAGAAGUCCUUCGGCAUAGAUUUGACUGAUGAAGUUGUUCGUGGUUCCAUCGUCACCCUCAACGGAGAAAUAGUCCCACCUGCACCGCGGCCUGCACCACCGGCGCCUAAGCAAGAGGUCACUGCGCCUGCAAAGGAACCAGAGCUGGCACUGUCACCCUGGCAGAAGGUUACGCGCGAUGUUGCGACCACAACCGCUGGCAUGGGAACUGUCGUUGCUCUGGGCAAGGCUACGGGACCGGUCUUCAUGGGUAACAUGUUGACCUUUGGGCUUGCCGGUCUAGUCGGUUACCGUGCAGUAUGGGGUGUUGCGCCAGCGCUUCACUCUCCGUUGAUGAGCGUUACCAAUGCUAUUUCUGGCAUGGUUGGAGUCGGCGGCUUCUUCAUCAUGGGCGGAGGAUACGUACCUAGUACGAUACCCGAAGCGCUGGGGGCUGCCUCGGUCCUGCUGGCAUCUAUGAACGUUUCCGGCGGGUUUGUGAUUACCAAACGCAUGCUGGAUAUGUUUAAGCGUCCAACCGACCCGCCCGAAUAUCCGUGGCUCUAUGCCAUACCAGCCGUCUUGUUUGGCGGGGGCUUUUUUGCCGCUGCCAGCACUGGAAUGGCGGGGCUAGUGCAAGCUGGAUAUCUUGUCAGCAGUGUGCUCUGUAUUGCUUCAAUAUCGGGCCUUGCUUCUCAAAACACUGCCAGACGCGGCAACAUCCUUGGUAUUCUUGGAGUAGGCGCCGGAAUCAUUGCUUCUCUGGCAGCUGUAGGGUUCUCUCCCGAGGUCCUGGCUCAGUUUGGUGUUGUGGCUGGCGUUGGUUCUCUUGUUGGAACACUAAUCGGACGACGGGUUACCCCAACUGGACUUCCUCAGACUGUUGCUGCUCUCCACUCCGUGGUCGGGCUGGCUGCUGUGCUUACUAGUAUAGGAAGCGUGUUGGCUGAUGUUUCUGACAUAUCGACAUUGCACAUGGUGACGGCAUAUCUGGGUGUUCUAAUUGGUGGCGUUACUUUCACUGGGUCCAUCGUGGCUUUCCUGAAGCUUGCCGGUCGUAUGUCUUCGAGGCCUAUGAUACUGCCGGGUAGACACUUGAUCAAUUCCACCCUUCUCGGAAGUAAUGUGGCUGCAAUGGGAGCGUUUGUUACCAUGGCGCCUGGAUCCCCAGUAAUUGCAGCGACAUGUUUAGGUGCAAACACCUUGCUCAGCUUCCUGAAGGGUUACACUACGACUGCUGCUAUUGGCGGAGCCGAUAUGCGUGUAGCGGUGGUGAUUACCGUUCUCAAUGCAUACUCUGGAUUUGCUCUGGUUGCGGAAGGAUUUAUGCUCAAUAACCCUCUUCUCACGAGCGUAGGGUCCUUGAUUGGAGUUAGCGGUUCGAUCCUGUCGUACAUCAUGUGUGUUGCUAUGAAUCGAUCCCUGACCAAUGUCCUGUUUGGUGGAAUUGCGGCUCCUUUACAGGCAAAGAAGAUAGAAGGCCAGGUGACCCAGACGACUGUUGACGACACGGUGGAAGCGUUAUCCAAUGCGGAAAGCGUCAUCAUUGUCGUUGGGUAUGGCAUGGCUGUAGCAAAGGCGCAGUAUGCCUUGGCCGAGAUUGUGCGUAUGCUCCGCGCCAAAGGCGUCACGGUGCGGUUUGCAAUCCAUCCGGUCGCGGGCAGAAUGCCAGGUCAAUGCAAUGUCCUUUUGGCAGAGGCCUCUGUGCCUUAUGAUAAAGUUGUGCUGGAAAUGGAUGAGAUCAACGACGACUUCCCUGACACCGAAGUCACCCUUGUCAUCGGGGCAAACGAUACCGUCAACCCAAGCGCCCUGGAGCCCGAUUCUCCGAUCUCAGGCAUGCCAGUGCUACACGCAUGGAAGAGCAAGGAAGUGGUUGUGAUGAAGCGUGGCAUGUCCAGCGGAUACGCCGACGUACCGAACCCGAUGUUCUUCAUGCCUGGAACGAGGAUGCUGUUUGGCGAUGCAAAGACAUCAUGCGAUGCCAUCAAAACUGCUCUUGAAGCACGUAACUAG